AAAAGGAAGAAAAAGAAGAAGAAGCUGCGAGUCUUAUCGCGAGAGAAUUAGAGAUAGAACGCAGUGGCUCCUCAUUAAUUCAGCUGGCAACUGUUAUUAAUUCUUUGUCAAGGCACCUGACGGCUGUGUCCCUGUGAGCGUUUAUCAAAUUGUCAACAGCGCGCACGUUACAAUUAAUCGGCGCAAUUAAUAGGAUUUCUUUGCAAGAGUUUUUACUUCAUUUAGGAAUAGAUACAACACGAAUGAUAAGAGCUCGGCGGCCGACGGUAAGAGCGCCAGGAGAUUCGGCAUUUAAACACGUUCGUGAUCGCGAGAGCAGAAUAUCGGAAUACCCACGUCGGAUAUCAUUAAUUUCUCGCAUUUUAUCGCACGCAAGGAACAUGUCUGAUGAAGAGUGCUCGCCAAUUCCGACCUCGGAACGGAAAUCGCGUUUCAAAGUGGCGAAAUACGUACCGGUUCUCGACUGGCUACCACGAUACACCCGGUUUAAGGCCGUGUCUGACCUUAUAGCGGGCAUCACUCUAGGUCUGACUAUGAUUCCACAGAGUAUGGCCUACGCAGCAUUAGCCGAACUGACUCCUCAGUAUGGCUUGUAUUCUUGUUUCGUGGGUGGUUUCCUGUACAUUAUUUUCGGGACUAUUAAGGAAGUCUCGAUUGGUCCAUCAUCUUUAAUGGCUCUCCUGACGUUACAAUACACGCGGGACAUGCCGCAAGAUUUCGUAGUACUCUUCUGUUUUUUGGCAGGAUGCAUAGAACUAUUAAUGGGCGUGUUAAAUUUAGGGUUUAUGAUAAAUUUUAUAUCGAUCCCAGUUACUUCGGGUUUUAUGUCGGCAGGAUCGGUCAUUAUAAUAAUUGCUCAGCUGCAGGGUCUCCUGGGACUGAAAUAUAAGUCGGCGAAUAUCGCGGACAAUCUGUACAAACUCUUUAAAAAUAUUAACAAGAUUCGGUUGAGUGAUUUUGCACUCGGGAUUUUCAGCAUUGUGUUUCUUCUAAUCUUCAGAAAACUGAAAGACAUUGACUAUCCUUGUAUGAGGAACAAGAGAAAUGUUACCAGAAAUGCAAUAAUAAAAAAGCUACUUUGGUAUUUUUCCAUUGGUAGAAAUGCUCUUGUCGUGCUCAUAACAGCCACGAUGGCUUAUCAAUUCGAAACAAGAACAGGAUCCGUUCCAUUUAAACUUUCAGGAAAGAUAGAAGGCGGUCUUCCCAAGAUAUCGUUACCGUCCUUUUCAUCGCAAGUGGGAAAUCAAACUUACACGUUUUUCGACAUGUGCGCUCAUUAUGGAUUAGGCCUGGGAAUACUUCCUGUUAUAUCUGUUCUGGCGAACGUAGCGAUAGCGAAAGCGUAUGCAAUGGGCGUUGCCGUUAAUGCGACGCAGGAGAUGCUGACUCUUGGCCUCUGCAACAUAUUGGGCAGCUGCGUGUCUUCGAUGCCAACCACUGGUGCGUUCACCAGAAGCGCAGUGGGCAGUGCUAGCGGUAUACAAACACCUAUGGCCGGUUUAUAUUCCGGAACUAUGACCCUGCUGGCGCUGAGCUUUUUGACACCGUACUUUUAUUACAUUCCACGCGCAACGCUAGCCGCGGUGCUGAUAACCGCCGUGUUGUUCAUGAUCGACCUGAAGAUCAUAAAAUUGCUCUGGAAAGGAAACAAGAUGGAUGCUGUUGCGGCGAUAGGGACCUUUGUACUCUCCGUUCUUAUCGGCAUCGAGAUCGGUCUCCUUCUGGGUAUCCUCUUCAAUCUAAUUCUUUUCAUCCGACUGUCCGCGAGAGUAACGCUUCAAGUUGUCAAAUGCAAAACUCAUUUGGGAAAUAGAUACAUAAUGCUGAAGCCUGACGCCUGUCUUUAUUAUCCCGCAGUAACUUCCUUUUGCGAUAAAAUUAUGAAUGUAGCUAGAAAUGAUGUUCCGUUGAUCGUGAACUGUGAAAGAUUCACUAAUCUUGAUUACACUUCAAUCAAGGGUAUCGAAACGCUGUCAAAAACAUUGAACCGCGAAAGAAAUCGAUUCUGGCUGUUGCAUCUUAACUCCGACAUUCUAGAAAGUUACCGUGUUCUCGCUGAUGAUGAGUACAUUCGUCUGAUCGAGAAAGAAGAGAGCAUCGCAGAUAUCCUUUAUGACGAUACAUUAUAUAAAGAAGAUUCAAUUAACGCUAAGAAGAAAUCAACGGAAAUGGAAAAGCUGAAUGUUAAAGACUUUUCAUAUUCAAAUUCGCAACGGAAAGAUUCUGAAUCUAACGCCGAAGAAGUGAUUUUAAUGCCAUUAAAGGAAUACAAAAUACAAGAAUAACUAUCGAUUUUAUCUCUAUUUAAUUUAGCCUGUAAUUUAAAAAAUUUACAAAUAUAAAUAAUUGUAAUUAUCCAAACUAAUAAGAGAGAAAAUCACGAUUUCAAAACAAAGGUAGUUAAAUUUCGAAUGAAUUAUUAAAACUGUUUAUGAUUUAUAGGCGAAAAUUCCAUUGUAUUGUUCCCAAUAGAUUUUAUUUGUUCCCAAAUAUUUAUAU
Messenger RNA from Pogonomyrmex barbatus (red harvester ant), 2499 nucleotides. Its product is annotated as sodium-independent sulfate anion transporter. Gene Ontology annotation, cellular component: membrane. The record is from RefSeq and is a predicted model, not a curated record. Gene Ontology annotation, biological process: transmembrane transport. Lineage: Eukaryota; Metazoa; Arthropoda; Insecta; Hymenoptera; Formicidae.